Messenger RNA from Meriones unguiculatus (Mongolian gerbil), 7110 nucleotides. It is a transcript of the gene Rc3h1, whose product is annotated as ring finger and CCCH-type domains 1. Bases 316 to 3696 code for a protein of 1126 amino acids. The record is from RefSeq and is a predicted model, not a curated record. Gene Ontology annotation, molecular function: metal ion binding. The transcript has 20 exons. NCBI's taxonomy places the organism in Eukaryota, Metazoa, Chordata, Mammalia, Rodentia, Muridae.
GGCGGCGACGGCCGUGGUCCGGCGGCCUGGGACAGAGUCAGAGUCGAUGGUGGCAGCGGCGGCGACGGCGGCUGCCGCGACGGUGGCGACGGCCGCAGGGACUCGGAGCUGAGAGGAGCUGCUGCUCGGACCAGCGCGGUUAUAUUUCACACUAUGUGCUGACUGUAUCUACAGAAGAUAUUUAAAAAAAAGAUAAACUUUUUUCCAAGAUUUUGAUUCCAGUGGAAUCUUUGCUUUAGAUUUGUGUGUGUGUGUGUGUGUGUGUGUGUGUGUGUGUGUGUGUGUGUGUGUUAGUGAAUUGUAACUCCAGAAGCAAUGCCUGUACAAGCUCCACAAUGGACGGAUUUCCUUUCCUGCCCAAUUUGCACUCAGACUUUCGACGAAACAAUUCGAAAACCCAUCAGUUUGGGCUGUGGCCAUACUGUUUGCAAAAUGUGCCUGAAUAAACUCCACCGUAAGGCUUGCCCAUUUGACCAGACCACUAUCAAUACAGACAUUGAGCUCCUUCCUGUGAACUCAGCAUUACUGCAGCUUGUGGGUGCUCAGAUCCCUGAGCAACAGCCCAUUACUUUGUGUAGUGGGGUUGAAGAUACAAAGCAUUAUGAGGAAGCCAAGAAAUGCGUAGAAGAAUUAGCAUUGUACCUGAAGCCACUUAGCAGUGCUAGAGGAGUAGGUCUGAAUAGCACUACUCAGAGUGUUCUGAGUCGUCCAAUGCAGAGGAAGCUUGUGACUCUGGUCCACUGCCAGCUAGUGGAAGAAGAAGGCAGGAUACGUGCUAUGAGGGCUGCUCGAUCUUUAGGUGAGCGCACAGUUACAGAGCUCAUUCUCCAGCACCAGAAUCCUCAGCAACUCUCCUCUAAUCUCUGGGCAGCAGUCAGAGCUAGGGGAUGCCAGUUCCUUGGACCAGCAAUGCAGGAAGAAGCUCUGAAGCUAGUCUUGCUGGCCUUGGAAGAUGGUUCUGCGUUGUCACGGAAAGUGUUGGUUCUCUUUGUGGUACAAAGACUAGAGCCACGUUUUCCUCAAGCAUCGAAAACCAGUAUUGGACAUGUUGUUCAGCUCCUCUACAGAGCCUCCUGCUUCAAGGUCACCAAACGUGAUGAAGACUCUUCUUUGAUGCAGCUGAAAGAAGAAUUUAGGACUUAUGAAGCUCUGCGACGAGAACAUGACUCCCAGAUAGUACAAAUCGCUAUGGAAGCAGGCUUAAGGAUUGCACCAGACCAGUGGUCCUCUUUGCUUUAUGGAGACCAGUCUCACAAAUCUCAUAUGCAAUCCAUUAUUGACAAGUUGCAGACCCCUGCCUCUUUUGCACAGAGUGUUCAGGAGCUAACAAUUGCUCUCCAGCGGACUGGAGACCCAGCAAACUUGAACCGACUAAGACCCCAUUUGGAGCUACUAGCAAAUAUUGACCCUAGUCCAGAUGCUCCUCCUCCAACAUGGGAACAGCUAGAAAAUGGCCUGGUUGCUGUACGUACAGUAGUACAUGGGCUGGUUGAUUAUAUCCAGAACCACAGCAAAAAAGGAGCAGAUCAACAACAGCCUCCACAGCAUAGCAAAUACAAAACAUACAUGUGUCGAGAUAUGAAGCAGAGGGGAGGAUGCCCUCGUGGGGCCAGCUGUACAUUUGCACACUCGCAGGAAGAACUGGAAAAAUUUCGUAAAAUGAACAAACGUCUGGUUCCCAGAAGACCCCUGAGUGCCUCUUUGGGUCAACUUAAUGAGGUGGGCCUGCCUUCACCUAUACUUCCUGAUGAAAGUGCAGUGGAUUUGUCCAGCAGGAAACCUCCUGCACUACCAAAUGGAAUUGUAUCGGCAGGGAGCACAGUGACACAGCUGAUUCCACGAGGGACAGACCCCAGCUUUGAUUCUAGUCUGAAACCAGGAAAGCUAGACCACCUGAGCAGCAGUGCUCCUGGAUCCCCUCCUGACCUGCUGGAAUCUGCCCCUAAGAGUAUUUCUGCCUUACCUGUGAAUCCACAUCCUGUACCUUCAAGAGGACCAACAGAUCUGCCUCCUAUGCCAGUCACCAAACCAAUUCAGAUGGUACCUCGAGGUUCUCAGUUAUAUCCAGCACAACAAGCAGAUGUUUAUUAUCAGGAUCCUCGAGGAACUGCCCCAGCAUUUGAGCCAGCACCUUAUCAGCAGGGUAUGUACUAUACUCCAACACCAUGUGUAUCCCGCUUUGUCCGGCCUCCACCAUCUGCUCCUGAACCUGGUCCUCCAUACUUGGAUCAUUAUCCACCCUACCUCCAAGAUCGUGUCAUAAACUCUCAGUAUGGCACACAGCCACAACAGUACCCACCUAUAUACCCACCUCACUAUGAUGGCCGCCGUGUAUACCCUGCUCAGUCUUAUACAAGAGAGGAGAUUUUCCGGGAAAGCCCUAUACCCAUUGAGAUUCCAUCUGCAGCAGUGCCAUCCUAUGUUCCCGAGUCCAGAGAACGAUACCAGCAGGUAGAGGGUUACUAUCCAGUGGCCCCUCAUCCAGCUCAGAUCAGACCUUCAUACCCCAGGGAGCCUCCCUAUAGUCGGCUUCCUCCUCCCCAACCCCAUCCUAGUCUGGAUGAGCUACAUCGCAGACGGAAGGAAAUAAUGGCCCAGUUAGAAGAAAGAAAGGUUAUCUCUCCACCUCCUUUUGCACCUUCACCAACAUUGCCUCCUGCAUUCCAUCAAGAAGAAUUUUUGGAUGAAGAACUGAAGAUAGCUGGAAAAUACAAAGCAAAUGAUUAUAGCCAAUAUUCUCCUUGGUCAUGUGAUACCAUCGGCUCCUACAUUGGAACCAAAGAUGCAAAACCCAAAGAUGUUGUGGCAGCAGGGAGUGUGGAAAUGAUGAAUGUAGAAAGUAAAGGAAUGAGAGACCAGCGAUUGGAUCUUCAGAGAAGAGCAGUGGAAACUAGUGAUGAUGACCUCAUCCCAUUUGGAGACCGACCGACAGUAUCUCGGUUUGGUGCCAUCUCUCGAACAUCCAAAACGCUGUAUCAGGGUGCUGGCCCAAUGCAGGCUAUGGCACCUCAGGGAGCACCCACAAAAUCUAUUAGUAUUUCAGAUUAUAGUCCAUAUGGAGCUCAUGGUGGCUGGGGAGAUUCUCCAUAUUCACCUCAUGCAAACAUACCUCCUCAGGGACACUUCAUUGAGAGAGAGAAAUUGUCCAUGGCAGAAGUGGCCAGUCAUGGAAAACCCCUUCUGUCUGCUGAAAGAGAACAACUACGGCUAGAAUUGCAGCAACUGAAUCAUCAGAUCAGCCAGCAGACCCAGUUACGUGGACUAGAGGCUGUUAGUAACCGGCUAGUGGUACAGAGGGAGGUGAACACCCUGGCGGGCCAGCCACAGCCCCCUCCAAAAUGGCCUGGAAUGAUCUCAAGUGAGCAGCUAAGCUUGGAACUACAUCAGGUGGAAAGGGAAAUUGGGAAGAGAACCCGGGAAUUGAGUAUGGAGAACCAGUGUUCUGUCGACAUGAAAAGCAAAUUGGCUACAAGUAAACAAGCAGAAAAUGGACAGCCAGAACCACAAAACAAGGUCCCAGCUGAAGACCUUACAUUGACAUUCAGUGAUGUACCAAAUGGAUCAGCUUUGACACAAGAGAAUCUCAACCUCCUGUCAGACAAGACCAGCUCUAUGAACCUGUCAGAAGAUCCUGAGGGAGGAGGAGAUAACAGUGAUUCCCAGAGAUCAGGAGUUACUUCCAGUUCUGCUCCCUAGGAUAUGGGCGCCUGCUUCUACCUUCUGCUCCUGAUCAGUUUGUGGGGCAUAGAGAUAGAAGAAUGGAUAACUUCUAAACUUUCUUUCUGAGUGCUCAGCAAAAUCCAGGAAAAGCAGCCGAGGCAAUGUGCACAAAUACCACAACUAAACAAACCUGCACAUAGUUCACAUUAAUGCAUUUUUUUAAUUUAAAGAAAAGAAAAUUAGCAGUAUCUGCAAGCAAUUCAGAUUAAAUUUGUUUUUGUUCUGUGAAUGAACUUUAUUUUAAUAACUUUGGACGCCUUGGAUCCAGGGCUUUAAAAAAAAGAAGAUAUUAUAUAUACACUCUGUUUGAUUAAUUGUAUGAUCUUAAUGAAGUAGGUUUUUCUUGUAUUUUGGUAUUAUUACAUACCCAGUGUAUAAUUCCUUUCUCCCAGUCCUUCCAACUCUCACAACUGUAAACUAAAAUAGACAAAAAAGCACCGUUUCCAAGAAUUCUGUGGUAAUAGAUUGGGUUAUUAGAAACUGUGCAGCAAACUGAUUUUAUUAGAGCAAUUCUUUAACCCCGCUCAUACCCACCCUGUUUCUGGAUCACUGGCUUUGUGGGUAGACACUUUUUUUUUUUUUUUACAACAGUAAAACUUAUUUGAGGGUUUUAAUUUCAACUUUUUAGAGAUAUCAACAGGCAGUUGAUUAUUUUGAGCUACACAUUUCCAUGUUAAGGAUUCCUUGCAUUCUCGCCUCAAAAUCUGAAAGCCUAUUUAGUACUUACGGUGUUUAAUUAGAUAUAAGUGAAGAUUACUUUAAGAAUGAACUCUAAACUGGACAUGAUAGCUCAUUCCUGUAAUCCCAGAACUCAAGAUGUUGAGGCAGGAGAAAACCAAAAUAAGAAAAAGAAAUGAGCUUCAAAUUGUUAAUAAUAAAAAUAAAUAAUUCCUGUUCUCCUGUGUUAAGCUCAUGUUGGAAAAUUGGAGCUGUGCGUACAAAUUAAACUUCUUUUGAAACUCUAGAAUGGAAAAACCAGGACAAUGAACCAUGUCCUAAAACUUGGUGAGAUGGCUCAGCAAAAGAGCAUUGGCUGUUCUCCCAGAGGACCCAGGUUCUUCCCAGCACCCACAGGGAGGCUUACAGCUGCUAGUAACUUCACUUCCAAGGGAUCUCAAAUCCUCUUCUGGCCCUUGUGGGCAUCAGGCACACGUGAGUGCAUGUGCAUACACACAGACAAAACACAUAUAAAUAAAAUUUUAAAAUUAAAUAAACCUUAACACUUGAUAUGAACUGCAAUAAAGAGGGACAUUAUUUCAGUAGAAUUUUUAUUUUCUUUUCAAAAGCAUAAGAGAUUUGGCAGAUAGAAACUGCCUGAGUCUUCAGGAUAGUUUAUGCAUCGAUUACUUGUUGCCACUCAGAAUUACUAGCAUAACUAGUAAUAAAUGACUUGAAGUGAGGUUUCGUAGACUUCGUUUUUCUGACAUUAGAAACGUUUAUGAAAACGUUGAAGAGUAAGGAAGGAUUUUUAUUUAGUUCUGCUGCACAUAUUCUAAUGCUACCACUAUAUGCUUAAUUUACUAAACCUCUGUAAAAUGAGUUCGGUGGGGGACUAUUUUCAUAAAAUCACUCCAUCCCUCUUACUGUCUGAUGUCAGUUUCCCUUUCUAGAUAAUACUUCUAAACAAGAAAGCACUGGUUAUGUAAUAAGUUACUGCAUUGCUUUGGUUGGGUAAAAGCAAAAGUUUAUAUUUUUCUUAUUUCUUAUAUUCUUAACCCUUAACUCCUGCUGAGGUCAGAGCUACCUCAGUCUAAGCUCUGUGUCCAUUUCAUAUUGUUAUUGAAACAAGUGGGUGGGGAUGGGGUAGGGAUGGGAUAGGGGUGGGAAGGGAAAAAUAGUCCUGCCAUUGCCUACCAGUAGGAAAUCCAAACAGAACACUCAUUUGAGUAGCAAUUAUUUAAUUUGCCCAGUCAAGGCACCGUGUUUAUAUACUAUUUCACAUUGAAUUUGAUUAUGCCCUACAGACCUGGCUGGUCAAGGAUUUGAUAUACACAUAUUGGCUUGGGAUUCGAGCUUUCUUUUUUAUUUAAAUGAAAAUUUAUAUAUAUAUUAUAUAUAUACAUAUAUACAUGGCUAUAUCUGUAUAUAUAUCGGGUAUGUUUUAAAGAUUUCUUCGCAUAAGCGCAGCUGUUGCAAUAAAAUGACUGAUUGGGAGGUAGAGGCACCGAAUGACGGUGAGGCAUUUCUCAGUUGAUGCAUACAUUUUCCUUUUAAUUUUAAAUAUUAUACAUUUGUGUGUUUGCUUUUUUGGCCUUUUUUUUUUUUAGGAUAAAAUGUCUUACAUUUAUACGUUACUCAUUAUUUAUUGAGAGAAGGAAAGAACUGUUAUGUCUGACAGGAUUUUUAUUUUUCUGCACAUCUAUAAAAUGCCACAUUAUUGGCCUCUUGCCUUCAGUAGACAGAUUUUGGGCAGAUCUUACCUCCUCUGGACAUGUCAGAUAAUUCUUAAGUCUUAGAAGCAGAUGGUUUAUUUUGGAAAUUAGAAUGGCUAGGGAAAAAAAUCCUGUGUAUUGGUUUUGUUGGAUUUAAGAAUAAAAGUAAAUUUCCAUUGUGAUGUGUGUGAAGCCCCUAAAAGGCACACUGUGCUGCGGUGCACUAGCAUCCCUUUAGGUGUAUUCUUACAUAGGGAGAAAAUUAGUCUCUUAAAUGGUAGCAUGAGUUCCCCAAGCCCCAGUCUCUAUAGCCUAUCUGGGUUGGGUAGAGAGUGGAAGAUGGUGUGCCUACAAUUCUGCUAUUUGUUAUUUGGUCAUUUUCCCUUAUCAAUUCUUGGGUGUGUUUUUUUUGGGGGGGGUGGGGAGUAUUUGUUUGUGCCCACUGCCAAGUUUAGGGAUUCAAUAAAACUCCCCACAACUUUGAGGGUUUUUUUUUCUCCUCCCUUUAACAAACUUUGUGUUAUAAGGCAACAAUAAAUUGAGGCAUAACUCAUGACUAACUGCUGUUUUUGUCAAAAUCUGAAAAGCAUUGAUUUUUGUUUGUGUCUUUAGAGACAUUAAAAAAUGAAACCAUCCAACAGGAAGUGGAGCUUUUGCACCACUGCCACCGCACCCCUUUUAAGACAGAGUCUUAACCAUGUAGCCCAAACUGGUGGAUUCAAGACCCUUCUCUUUCAGCCUCCAAUGGGAUUUCAGGCAUAUGCUGCUGUGCUCAGCAUGCUCAACAAUAUGUGUUUUUUCACAUAAAUGGUUUCUUCUGAAGAUGACUUUUUUCGAGAAUCAUCUCAGAUGAACACAGAAAAUUCUGGAAGUGUUAAGGAGCAUUUUGUUCACACUUGUUCAGAAACAAAGCCAGCAUGUUACUGUAGUGAAUAUGAAAGCACUUUGGUUCAUUCUGUUUUCAAUGAGUCUCUGGAAAAUGGUAAAAAAAAAAAAAAAAAAAAAAAACAAAACAAAA